Molecule: messenger RNA, 2160 nt
Organism: Melanotaenia boesemani (Boeseman's rainbowfish)
Lineage: Eukaryota; Metazoa; Chordata; Actinopteri; Atheriniformes; Melanotaeniidae
Product: alpha-1,3-mannosyl-glycoprotein 4-beta-N-acetylglucosaminyltransferase C-like
Exons: 4
Coding region: 46-1488 (480 amino acids)
Biological process (GO): protein N-linked glycosylation
Molecular function (GO): acetylglucosaminyltransferase activity
Source: RefSeq, a predicted model, not a curated record
GCUGGCCUGGAAACACUUGGAAAAUGUGCAGUGAGAGUCGAGAUCAUGAGGUUGUGGAAGUCUGUGGACAAGAUGAGGUGCUUCAGAAAACGAUCCAUGCUCCCAGUCCUUGCCUUCCUGGUUACCUCGCUGCUCUUUUUCAACCUGUACAUGGAUGAUGGAUAUGUGCUUGAGGCUGAAAAACGACAGCUGGGAGAAUCGCUGAUACAUCCUCCAAACUCUGAGAGAUAUGUUCACACAUUUAGAGACCUGUUCAAUUUCUCUGGAAGCAUCAAUGUGACAUAUCGCUACCUUGCUGGAAUUCCUUUGCCACGCAAAAAGUAUCUCACCAUUGGCUUGGCAUCUGUCAAAAGGAAAAGAGGGAAUUACCUCCUGGAGACGAUCAAAUCCAUCUUCGAUCAGUCCAGUUAUGAUGAACUAAAGGAGAUUGUGGUGGUGGUCCAUCUGGCAGACUUUGAUCUGGUCUGGUGUGAGAACCUGGUCCAGGAAAUUACCCGGAAGUUCGCUCACCACAUCAUAGCUGGAAGACUCCUGGUCAUCCAGGCUCCAGAGGAGUACUAUCCAUCUCUGGACGGGCUGAAAAGGAACUACAAUGACCCGGAGGAUCGGGUCCGAUUCCGCUCCAAGCAGAACGUGGACUACGCAUUUCUCCUUAACUUCUGUACGAACCUCUCACACUUCUACGUGAUGUUGGAAGAUGAUGUGCGCUGCUCCAGGAACUUCCUGACAGCACUGAAGAAAGUAAUCACCUCUAGAGAAGGUUCCUACUGGGUGACUCUGGAGUUCUCUAAACUGGGCUACAUCGGGAAGCUGUACCACUCCAGAGACCUGCCACGUCUGGCUCACUUCCUUCUCAUGUUCUACCAGGAAAUGCCCUGCGACUGGCUCCUCAUCCACUUCAGGGGUCUGCUGGCCCAGAAGGACGUGAUCCGCUUCAAACCCUCACUGUUCCAACACAUGGGCUACUACUCCUCUUAUAAAGGAGCAGAGAACAAGCUCAAGGAUGAUGAUUUUGAGGAAGACUCCAUAGACAUUCCUGACAACCCUCCUGCCAGUCUUUACACAAACAUCAACGUCUUUGAAAACUAUGAUGCCACCAAAGCUUAUAGCAGCAUAGUUGAUGAGUAUUUCUGGGGGAAACCUCCGUGUACUGGAGACUUCUUUAUCAUAAUCUUUAACAGGUCAACAAAAAUAAGCAGAAUCAAAAUUGUGACAGGUACAGAGGACCGACAAAAUGACAUUCUUCACCAUGGAGCUCUGGAAGUGGGUCAGAAGUCCGUGGAAACCAAACAGGGACGUCAGUGUUCAUCCUACAUCACAUUAGGGGAGUUUAAAGUUGGGAACAUUGAGGUUAACAACGUGGACCACAAGAUCGGCUUUGACAUAGAGUGUGUAAGGAUCGUUGUUACUGCUAAUCAAAAAGAAUGGCUCAUCAUAAGAACUAUUAGUCUAUGGACCACACAGCCUGUUAUUCAAUUAAACAAGUAAGACACCAAGUUUUUGACAUCUUGAGUUCAUGAAAUGAGUCCAUCUUGGACUUUUGCUGUUUUGUGAUUUCAAAUCAAUCCAUAUUUUCUUGGGUUGUUAAGAGAUCUGCUGUAAGUUUUCAUUGUGAUUUAUUAAAAUAACUGACGUGUACAAGGAGCCUUUUUACGUAUGUUCAUUUUCUGAAAGUCAAUUUAUAAAAAUAUAUGUAUGCUGGGCUGGUGUCUUCUUUCUUAUCUCAUAUAAUCUAACAGGGUGUUUUGCAAAACCCCUACUUCAAAACAUCCAUCUUCAAUGGAAUAAAUGGGCUGCUUUUUGAGCUCAGAUGCUUCUGUCCUGGUUUCAGAAGUUCUGAAUCAGUGCCAAUUACUGAAAAAGAGCAUUUUUUUAAAGAUCAUUUUAGGAAAUAAUAAACCUAUAAUGAAUUACUGCUACCGUCUGUGCAGGGUUUUAAAUUUUUUAAACUAUUUUGGGAUCACCCCAGUGCUGUAAGUAGCUGUUUCUUACAUCUAUCCUCAAUGAAAUAUAAAAGGUUAAAUUCUAAUGGCUCUGGGGGCUGUCUGAGUGAUGCAGGUAUUUGCACUGCUGGUGAGGGCAGGCGAUGAGUGAGCCUGAAAAGCAGCCGAUGAUAUAAAAACUAUAGUCAGAUCUUUGUUCCAGUCAAGUUCUUCACCG